AUGGAAAAGGCUAGAAGAGUCAAGCAGAAUGAUACUAGAGACGGUAAUCUCCGUGUCAAAGGUGAAAACUUUUACCGUGAUGCGAAAAAGAUCAAACACUUGAACAUGUACAAGCAAGGUAGGGCUGUACGAAAUGCCAAAGGUGAUAUCAUCAAAGCUGCAGAUUUGCAGAGCACAGAUGCUCCAGUUGCCAGAGUUGACCCAAACAGGAGGUGGUUUGGCAACACAAGGGUUAUUGCACAGGAUGCAUUAACACAUUUCAGAGAAGCAAUGGGCGAUAAAAAGGAUAACUCGUACCAAGUGCUUCUCAAGCGUAACAAGUUGCCAAUGUCUUUGUUGAAUGAAAAAGAUACCACAGAGAGCCCGACAGCAAAGAUUGUUGAGACUGAAUCAUUUGCUUCUACAUUCGGACCAAAACAGCAGCGGAAGAAGCCCAGAGUUGCUGCUGCAUCACUUGAAGAGUUGAUGUCGGCUGCAGAAACUGACUCGACGACAUACAAUGAGAAACAGGAACUUGAUGCUACUUUGGGACUCAUGGGUGGAUCUAUUUUGGAUAAGGAUGAUUUCACACAAGAGGCUAAAGAGGCUAUUUUCCACAAGGGGCAAAGUAAGAGAAUCUGGAAUGAACUUUACAAGGUCAUUGAUUCUAGUGAUGUGGUGAUCCACGUCUUGGAUGCCAGAGAUCCAUUGGGAACACGUUGUGCAAGUGUUGAGAAAUACAUCAAAGAGGAAUGUUCGCACAAGCAUUUGAUCUAUGUGCUUAACAAGUGUGAUUUGGUACCCACAUGGGUUGCGGUAUGUACUAACCAAUUCUUUUUCUUUUCAUUUUUUUUCUUUUUCAUUUUUUUUCUUCUUUCAUUUCCAUUUCAUUUUCACUUUUCACUUUUUAUUGUUCAUGUUUUUUAUGUUUUCAAUUUCCGAAUCCAGAAAAACCAGUCCCAAGAAACUCAGUUUUGCACCAAAGCAUUUAGUCAGGGUGGCAUUUGCAUUUUCCAACUAAAUUUCUAA
Lodderomyces elongisporus is the source of this 1008-nucleotide messenger RNA. RefSeq names its product GTPase required for pre-60S ribosomal subunit nuclear export and maturation. The transcript is spliced from 2 exons. The record is from RefSeq and is a predicted model, not a curated record. NCBI's taxonomy places the organism in Eukaryota, Fungi, Ascomycota, Pichiomycetes, Serinales, Debaryomycetaceae. Bases 1 to 1008 code for a protein of 335 amino acids. Gene Ontology annotation, cellular component: nucleolus.